GGGCGACCCGGGCGAGCCGUUGCCCCUCUCCAGCAACAAGUGCUGGUAUGGCACCAAGUUUCAUCCCCUCUUUGUGUGAAGAUUCAGGCAUAUGUAGGGCUGUGACAAUAAUGAUGCAAAAAUGGCGUUGGCCACACGGUAGUGUCGGUAUAUUAACCACGUCCAACGUCUCCAGUAUCGACCAUUGCCAAGAGGAGCCCCUUAUAUAUGCCUUCUUUGAUGCCUUUCCAGGCGGCACACCUCUCUUGCAAUUCCAGCUCAAUCCCCCGUCAACCUCUAUCCACUCAAGCAUCUGCAUUUACAUUUACCUAUCAUGGAUCGCAUAAGGGAGAUCGUCUUCACUCAAGUGGAUAAAAGGCCCAAGGCCAAGAAAACGACACUUGUAUCAAGAUGUCUCUGUUCAAGUAUUGCUGCUUUUUGGGCACAUGCUCAAAUGCUCGCCCAGACAGACAAGUCGUGGAUCUAUGUAGCCAACAUGCCACCGUUCCGCGUUACAAAACUAUCAAGGAACACCAAAGGGCUAUUUAGAGAAUACAAAAUACACAAAAAGGUUGACACGAUAUUCAAGGCAAUGUCCAAGGAGUUAAUUAUAUGCGGCCUCGACAUUGAUCUUCCGUUUGUCCCUGAAUGCUCCAAUUUCUAUCCCAACAUCUCGUCGUCGCCGUGCUCUGAAACCCUCAAGCAUCUGAAUGGUUUUCCAACAGACGCAAGCGGAUAUUUCAUGGAGUAUAUCCGUCCCUUGAAUGAACAUCAUACCAAAUAUCUCAUCAAACGCUACUUGACCCGUAGCGCCCAGUGCCAAGCUCUCAGCACCGGUCAAUCCAAGCACUUUCUCGCAAAGGUCUACCUGGGAGACACUAAGCCGCUGUCUGAUCCCUGGAAUACUAAUAUGCACGACCGCCCAGCAUAUCUAGAUCAUUUACUCGCAGAGCGCGUCGAAGUUUCCUAUCUCGCUGCCUCCAUGGGUGCAACUCUCGCAAUACUUCAUUGGAGCUGCGGUGUUGAUGCUCGAGGCGUCGAGUUUGUCCUGGGGAGAGAUGCUCGGGGCCACGUGCAGUUUUGGCUGAUCGAUUUUGCUGACUGCGCGGCAUUUCCAAAAACCCCUGAAGCUGUCACCACGCAGCUUGUAGAUGCAGUGAUGGAUAACGAGCCAUUCUGGCCUCGUUUCAUAAACAUCCAAGCCUUAAGGGAACUGUGGGCGCAUUUCAGAGACGCGUACCUUGCAAUUAGCGAUUUUAUCAUGACUGAUGCCAUGAUUGCUUAUGAUAAUGAUGCUGUGAGAGCACUACCAUGCUUAUUCAUGAUGGAGUUGGAAAAGAUAAGAGGUUCUGGCCAGCUUUUGGCAUAAAAAAAAAAAAAGGGGGGGGGGGGGG
This is a messenger RNA of Trichoderma asperellum CBS 433.97, 1373 nucleotides long. RefSeq lists its product as uncharacterized. The record is from RefSeq and is a predicted model, not a curated record. Lineage: Eukaryota; Fungi; Ascomycota; Sordariomycetes; Hypocreales; Hypocreaceae.